CGCCUCCUUUCGUCACCCUCUCAGCUCAUGCUGCCUCUGCGAGGCAGCGCUACUCCACCAUCGCCCUUUGCCUGCUUCUUUUCCCCCCAAGGACUUCAUCCACAGCCGCCUCCAGGGCUAGAACAUUCUCCGACUGGACACAGCCACAGGUGGUGGGGAGGGAGAGGACCAGACAUUUUUAAACUCCUGCCCAAUUGUGAUGUAAAUGCUGUGUGACCCUCAGACAACAUGGGCAGUGUCCCUACUUGCCCUCACCACCACCAGCAAACCCAGCCUGAGUUAAGUCAUUCAUGAGUUGAGUAAGGCACCGAGUGGUAACAGUGCCGGAGAAGGGACCCCGGUGGCUGUUGUAGGCCAGGGAAGCCAGGUUCUGCUUCCAGGCAAGUCUCCCUCAUCCCCGAAGUCUCCAUCGAGCUGUUGGGAGAUAGUGCAAACCGGUCACCAAACUGCGGUCGCCAGAGCCCUUUGGUUUCAGGCCCCGGGCCCUCACUAAAUGCCCACAUGGCCAAGGGUAGCCUAGAAUUCCAGCGAGGAAUAGGCUGUGUGAGGUCAGCACGCAGAGCCCAGGGUCACAAUGCAGCCCUCCCCUUCGGCACUGGGGCCCCUGCGCUCAGCAGACACCUGCCAGGCUCCGCCUGGACCGGAGCGUCCUCCCGCCGCCAGGGCUCGGGCAGUUGCUUCCAGCCUGGGACCGGCCUCGGCCUCCGGCAGAGUGUCCCGGGCCCUGGACAUGAGUGCCCAGGAGACCCCACAGGGUCGAAGAUUCCCCAUUGAGGCCGGAGACUCCCCUGGCCUUGCCUCCGCCCCCGAGUCCCAGGACAGCCCGGAGCCAGUAGCUACGGAUCAUAACCCUGUCAGGCCGCUCCGACGCUGCCCGGGCUGCCACUGUCUGACGCUGCUGCACGUGCCCAUCGACGUCUACCUGGCCAUGGGCGGGAGCCCCCGGGCCCGUGCCACCUGAGUGCGCCUGUGCACGGCAGCUCCGCAGGAGCCGGGCAGGACGAGGCCAGUCGCGGGCCACCACGCUGAGGUCGCACGCGCCGAGCACGAGACAAUGAUGCACAUUUUAAAAUAAAAGAAUGAUGCACA
Microtus oregoni (creeping vole) is the source of this 1089-nucleotide messenger RNA. RefSeq names its product family with sequence similarity 229 member A (gene Fam229a). The transcript is spliced from 3 exons. The coding region runs from base 575 to 961 and encodes 128 amino acids. NCBI's taxonomy places the organism in Eukaryota, Metazoa, Chordata, Mammalia, Rodentia, Cricetidae. The record is from RefSeq and is a predicted model, not a curated record.